This is a messenger RNA of Sparassis crispa, 1338 nucleotides long. Its product is annotated as Glucan endo-1,3-alpha-glucosidase agn1. Gene Ontology annotation, molecular function: glucan endo-1,3-alpha-glucosidase activity. The transcript has 6 exons. The record is from RefSeq and is a predicted model, not a curated record. NCBI's taxonomy places the organism in Eukaryota, Fungi, Basidiomycota, Agaricomycetes, Polyporales, Sparassidaceae. Bases 1 to 1338 code for a protein of 445 amino acids.
AUGUUUGCUGUAUCUUUGUCAUGCUUUGCUACUCCGGACGUUGAAAUAGCGAGGGAGGAUGAUCUGGCGGGAACAGGUUUGGCCGAGCGAGCAACGACGAAUACGACUACACCGAUCGUCUUCGCCCAUCACAUCGUCGGCAAUACUUAUAACUACACGACAAGUAUUUGGGCCAAAGACAUUGCGCUGGCUGCAUCCAAGGGGAUCAGCGCUUUCGCUCUCAACGUUGGAAGCGACUCCUGGGAGCCCCAGCAGGUCGCGAACGCGUAUGCAGCCGCAAAGUCCAACAACACGAAUUUCAAGCUCUUCGUCUCGCUCGAUAUGACAUCCCUCCCUUGCUCGAGCGCGAGCAAUAUUGCCUCCGUGCAGAGUUACAUCAAGAGCUAUGCUUCGCACCCUAACCAGUUCCUGUACAACGGAAAAGUGUUCCUGUCGACGUUCUCGGGAGAGUCGUGCAAGUUCGGGGCGUCGAGCGUUAAUCAGGGCUGGAUUAAUGCGGUGAAGACUAACGUGCCGUCGGUCUAUUUCGUCCCGUCGUUCUUUGUUGCUCCGAAUACAUUCUCAACGUAUUCGGUGAUUGAUGGGAUGUUCAACUGGAACUCCGGCUGGCCGAUGGGUAACUACAGUAGCAAUUUCACAUCUGAUGCGCAAUAUAUCUCUGCGCUUGGCUCCAAAUCUUAUAUGGCUGCACAAUCACCGUGGUUCUUCACGCACUACGGUGUAAAUUCCUACAACAAGAACUUUAUCUAUCGCGGGGAUGACUGGCUCUUCUCCCAGCGGUGGGAAACUCUCAUCGCGAACCGCACAAAGGUUCCAUUCACGGAAGUGGUCUCGUGGAACGACUAUGGAGAAUCACACUACAUAGGCCCCAUUGAGGGCCAGCAACCGAAUUCGCAGGCAUGGGUCAACGGUUUUGAUCACCAAGGCUGGUUUGACCUCAUGACCUAUUACAUCACUGCAUACCAGACGGGCAAGUACCCAACCAUCUCCAAGGACCGCGUCUUCCUUUGGGCGCGACUCUACCCCGUCAACGCCACGGCACCUUUGGACACUGUUGGGAAACCCACAAAUUACCAAUUGACACAGGAUUACCUCUGGGGAGUUACCCUGCUCAUGUCGCCGGCGAACGUCACACUAUCUUGCGGAUCCACGACCAAUAAGACCCUCGCCCCGGCUGGAUUGACGAAGUUUAAACUCCCACUCUCCACCAACUGCUCUGUCACUGCCGUGGUGGUGCGGGGGACGAACACGACGGUGAAUUUCGCACCGCCGAGUUUCAAGUUCAACACCAAGCCGCCGUCGUACAAUUUCAACGCGUUUGUUGCUGCUUCCCCGUAG